This is a messenger RNA of Linum trigynum, 1211 nucleotides long. The record is from the annotation of a GenBank genome assembly. Lineage: Eukaryota; Viridiplantae; Streptophyta; Magnoliopsida; Malpighiales; Linaceae.
ACCUAGGCAGAUAUUCUCAUUCUAGGUCAAAGCAGAAACAACAGGAAUUCGAUCAGGAUUCAAGUCAUUCAAUCAUUCAAACCUCAAUCAAAUAUAAUCAAAUCAUAGAAUUAGUACUCGGGUUCAUACAAUCAAAGCCUAACAUACAAAUCUAGGGUUCUCCAUACCCAGAUGAAUGGGAGAACUACUCCAUGGAGAAAGAAGCAAAAGCAGAAUCAGACGCGGAAUUCAUACUGUGAAGGAUGGAUUCCUGCUCAUGGACGUUGAUCGGCACUUCUCCAAGCUCAAGAUGGCCUCCAAUGGUGAUGAAGAUCAAGCUAGGGCACUUGGAGACUCUUGUUCGUCGCUUUCUCUCUCUAGGAAUCGCUCUGUCUCUCUAAAACUCGAAUCCCCUUCUGUUUUGGCUGAAAUCUGCUUAAAAGGGCAUCAGUGGCCAAAGCACGGUCGAGGGCACGGCCGUGCUUUGCUUCAGCCCGCCCGUGCUUUGGCUAGGGUUAAUUACACGGCAACUGUGUUGGGAGAAACACGGGCGUGUUUGAUGAUGGACACGGUCGUGCUUUGGUGGACACGGCCGUGCUUUCAGUCCGUGUUUGCAGCUUGAAUUUGCCAAACUCAAUUAGCUCUCGGCAGUAAAAGCACGGCCACAGAACACGGCUGUGUUCUGUUUUAGGUGUGCCCGUGUUUUGGCUCAGCUUCACCGAAUGACUUCCGAUUUCCCCAAAACUCGUGCGUAGCCUUUCCUUUGACGCAUGGGACCUGAAAUAUGACAAAAUAGCACAACCCGGCGUAAAAUAGGCCAAAAAUACACGACUAUGCCCCUCAAACGGAUAAGAACUAGUGGCGCAAAUAUGUGCAAUUACAUCGUUAUCAAAUUCCCCCACACUUAACCGUUUGCUUGUCCCCAAGCAAACCAAGUCAGACACAAGGUAAGCUCAACAACAAGGCAUGACAUAUCGGCACAAAACACGUGGAUCAUACUGGCUUCGAUCAGUAACACAUGGACAACUUCAAUGACAACCUAGACAACCACCACAGAUGACAUUCGAAUGCAGUAAAAUCGAGCAAAGGAAGAGUCUCCCUUCUGUUCACCAACCAACAUAGACUUGACUCAACCACUUAUUCAAAACAGUCACUUCAUGCACAAAGUUCAAGAUAUCAGAAUUAAGACCGAGCAAUCUAGGUCCUCGCCGGGAUAAAGAGUAUAGAGAAUA